AUGAAAGAUGUGGGUCCAGCUAAGAAGAUUUUGGAUAUGGAGAUCUAUAGGGAUCGGGUUAGGGGUAAGCUUUUCCUGACUCAGAAAAGUUACAUCGAAAAGAUUUUGUCUCAUUUUGGGAUGGAGAAAUCGAAGCUUAUAAGUACACUAACAUUUGUGAGCUGCAAAUUGUCUUUGUCUAUGUCACCUCAAACUGAGGAAGAGUUGGCGCCGGAUAUUGCGCACACUGUUAGUGUUGUGAGUAUGUUCAUGGCUCAACCUGAGAGAGAGCCCUGGCAGGGGGUGAAAAGGAUUUUUCUCUACUUGAGAGGGACAACUGAUAUUGGUCUUGUGUAUGGGAAUUGUAAGGAGUGUUUGGUAACUAGAUAUAGUGAUUCUGAUUAUGCAGCUGAUGUGGAUUCCAGGUGGUCGGUAACCGGUUAUGUGUUCACUUUGGGUGGUUCUGUGGUUAGUUGGAAGUCUACAUUGCAGUCUUUGGUUACGUUGUCUACUACUGAAGCUGAUUAUAUGGCUAUAACUUCUGCAGCUAAAGAGUCGAUUUGGCUCAAAGGCCUUGUAGGUGAACUGGGUAGUGCACAAGAUUUUGCUCGGAGGCCCUUAAGGGCAGUGUUGGGGAACUCCUGUUGUAGGCAUGUUGACCUUAAGGUGGAGCUUGCCCGAGACUUGUGA
Molecule: messenger RNA, 669 nt
Organism: Amaranthus tricolor (Joseph's coat)
Lineage: Eukaryota; Viridiplantae; Streptophyta; Magnoliopsida; Caryophyllales; Amaranthaceae
Product: secreted RxLR effector protein 161-like
Exons: 3
Coding region: 1-669 (222 amino acids)
Source: RefSeq, a predicted model, not a curated record